CUCCUUAUUCCGCUUCAAAUCUCUCCACCCAAAUUCGAAGCAGUGAAGUAGGAAUAGCAAUGGAGCAUCCGUUCUUCAUCCCCAACCCUAACCUGACGGAGGCGGCUCUGCGGUGGCUGAGCAUCGCCGAGAAGUUGCUUGCGAACCGUGACUUGAUGGGGAGCAAAUCGUUUGCGACCCGGGCGCAAGAGUCCGACCCGACCCUCGUUCACGGCGGUCAAAUCCUCGCUAUCAUCGACACUCUUCUCGCCGGCGAUAAGCUCAUAAACAAUCAGCUCGAUUACUACGGCAUCCUCCAGGUGCCGCCUGACCAGACCCAUGACUCCGAUUUGAUCUCUAAUCAGUAUCGCCGACUCGCCGUCCUCCUUGACCCUCGGAAGAACAGCUUUCCCUACGCCGACCAAGCAUUCCGUCUCGUGUUUGAUGCCUGGAAUGUGCUCUCCGACCCAAUGAGGAAAAGCAUGUAUGAUAAAGAGCUAGGGUUCUUCAUAAACCUCAACCCGAAUCCGGUUUCUGCCGCUCUGAACCCUAUACCCCCUCAGCAGCAGCAGCCGAAUGCUUUCACCGUCGUUUCUAACUCCGGGAGAGAACAACAGCAGCAGGCGCCGCCGCAGCAGAUGUUCUUCACCAGUAGAGAGCAGCAGCAGCAGCAGCAGUCGUUUGCCUCAGGGCAACCGCUAACCUUUCCGAGCCGUGAACCGGUUCAGCAGCACCCAGUUCAUCAGCAACCGGUUCAGCAGCACCCAGUUCAUCAGCAAUCAGUUCAGCAGCACCCAGUUCAUCAGCAACAGGUUCAAACAAUGGCCUUUCUGCAGCAGCCGUUUUCCGGCAGGGAUCAACAGCAACCGCAACCUCAACAGGCUCAACCGUUUACAUUUCUGAAUCGUCAGCAAAGCCCUCAGGUAACCUCUAUUCCCAGAAUGAAUGUAGAUAAACUGCCUACUGUCACCCCUAUGCCGGGUUUGAGUAGAGAACCACAUCCAUUUUCAUUUGGUCCUAGUUCUAGUCAUGCCCAACUACCGCAGGUCUCUCCCACUGAGAACUCUUCUCUGUAUGAUGAAAGGAAUGAGCAAAAUGUGGGUUUUGAAGGAAAUAACCUGUCUGAUGAUAAUGUGAACCAACCUAAAGAAAAAGAGGGGGAGGUAGAUGAAACAAACAAUGUUGAACUAAACGAGGAUGAGCCAAAGAAUGACAUCCCUAGCUUCUGGACUGCCUGCCCAUACUGUUAUCACAUGUUUGAGUAUCCUGAGGCUUAUGUUGACUGUACAUUGCGCUGCCAAAAUUGCAAAAUGGCAUUCCAGGCUGUGGUGAUUUCUUCUCCACCUCCAAUUAUUGAUGGUAAGGAAGCUUACUUUUGUUGUUGGGGAUUUUUACCCUUGGGAUUUUCUGUAUCUAUUUGGGAGAAAUACAAGGAUAAGGCAACAUCAUGGACUCCAUUUUCUCCCAUGUUUAGUACGCCUCAAGCCGGUGGGGCAAAUGUAGGAAAUGUGUAUCACUCUGUUGUUAGGCCGGGGAAUGUUAACAACCGUAGUGGAUAUGGUGGGAGUGGAGUAAAGAAGCAACAUCAGAAAGUAAUUGUUGAUGACGAUGUGUAUGUAAACUUACUAUCUGACUCUAAUGACGAGUCUGAUGUGGAAUGGAGAAAUGAGAGUAGUACGAAGAGAAAGAAAGCAAAGAGAGUGAAGGGAAAGGUGAGGGUGACUGGAACCCCGAAAACUACUAGGAAGAUACAAUCUGAGAAUGGAAAGAAUGUAAAAGCUAAUAAUGCUGGGGAUAGUUUUCAAAAUGGGCCCCGCAUGCCCGCUGAAAAGGUCAAGAAAGGUGUGGUGAACAACAUAAGGAGGCAAUCUGGCAGCGCUGCUAAAGGAAAACUGGAUUUGAAUGUGGAGUUCAGUAAUGAGGUUGAGGAGCCCCCACCGGUAAUGAAUGGACAAAUGGGAAGAGGAGAGGAAGAUGGAAUUGAAGGGAAUGGGUUUUUUGAGGGUCUUGAUGAAUUCCUAAGCAGUCUUCCUAUUCUCAAUGCUGUUGGUGAUGAGAAUAAGGUUAAGGCAGCUUAGUCAGGUUUAGACUUUCCCUUUUGUUGUAAUUGUAGCCCUCUAGUCUAGCUUUUGCCCUUUUUGUAUGUAGUAAGGGAACAGCAUAAGCAGUGUCCUGAUGGCUUGCUCUACUCUAAACAUUUGCAUUUUGUAUGUUUUUAUGAAACAGUGUAGAGCUGCUUGGAUGCUUAUCUUGAUUGUUUUUCUCCUGUAGCUUUUGCGCUACAAAUAAGGUGGAAGUCAAUCUUCUUCUUUCUGUUUUUAUUUUGUUUUAUUUAUUUUUUAUUUGUUGUAGUUGCAAUUAUCAGUUUAAUACUUUUGUUUUCUUCACUUGAGCGGUAACUGAAAAAGCUAGCAGCUUAAGGUGUUUUACUCUGUUAUAGCGUCCAUUUUUCUGUCUGAUAUUUUAGAUUACAAUUUUGCUUCUGUAAUACGGGGUAUAUCAAAAGGAACUACAUUGCCUUACUGUGGUUGUAUUUUGCAGGAACCAAUUGUCCACCCAUUGAGUUUUGAAUAGAAAGAAUCUUAUUUUAGCUGUAAUUACUUGAUUAUCUGAGUUCUUGUCUGGUAGAACAACUUAUCUGCUUAUCUGCAUACUAAAAGCUUGCUUUGUUUUUUAGAUAAAGUCUUUUAGAACAAUUGAACAACUUAAAAGAUUGGAAAUUUUUCUGUCUUUUAUACUGAACAUUGAACAAUACUUGCUACUCUUAUUUUGUAGAUUAGAAUAUCAAUCACAGGAUUCACAGAUCACUUGCAGUAGUUCUCAUUGUUGGAAAUUGGAAUCCCUUGUUUCUGAUUUUGUAAAAUGAAAAUUUUACAAGCAGUUUUUCUUUUUUUAUAUUUAUCUACCACUCAUGUCAUAGAACUACAAAACGGAAAAUUAGGGCCUGUUUAUUAACAGAGAUAUUUUCCGGUUUUUAACUUCUGUUUUUUGUUCUCCAAUUUUCUGUUUUUAUUUUUAAGUUUUUCUAUCUCCAAUUUUCUGUUUCUAUUUUUUAUUUUCCAUUUUCAAAUUUGAAAACAUGUUCUUCAAUUUUUUCACUCAGUUCUCCAAUUCCACACUCUUGACCCUUGCCCUUACCCUUACCACGAUCUCACACUCUACCCAUACUCCCCCACAACCCUUCAUACCCACCCAUACCUACUCGUAGGUGUUGGGGUAGUGGGUAGCGGUGGGGUAAGGGGGUAUGGUCGGAGUGGGGUGGUAAGGUCUAGGGGUAGGGGGGUUGGGUGAGGGUAGUGGGUGGGUUACGGUCGUGGUUAAGGGUAGGAGUUGGGGUAGUGGGUAGGGUUGGGGUAAGGUAGGGGUAGGAGUUGGGAUAGGAUGGCGGUAGG
Messenger RNA from Cuscuta epithymum, 3371 nucleotides. The record is from the annotation of a GenBank genome assembly. NCBI's taxonomy places the organism in Eukaryota, Viridiplantae, Streptophyta, Magnoliopsida, Solanales, Convolvulaceae.